AUGGAUCAAUCACCUCAGAAUGAACCUAUCGUCUUGCUUCCCAACUCAAAUGAACCAAUUCUUGAAACUAAUUUAACCGUUGAAGCGCAUAUAUCAAUCACAUCAACAGACAUCAAGUCCAACUCGGAAUCAAUGGAAAUUUCUAAUUCAGAACUCAAUGCUGAAACGAAUGAAAGUACGACUAACAUCGAUUCAUCAACAGUCAAAACAGAAGACGAAAAAUGCAUCAAAUCCGAGCCAAACUCUGAUGGUCUUCUUGAAGUGACUGGAGAAACCCCUCAGAUUGAGCUAGCACAGAAUGUUAUAGUAAAUCAAUCGAAUUCACAGAUCACUUUGCCUCAGGGACAGGACUUGAAAAGCUUGGAUCAAGCAAUUGAAGAAGCGAUUCGAAAAGCUACUUCUCAGGACCCUUGUCAAUCUCAAGAUUCGACCUUUCAGCCUAUUCAACAUGCUGUCACAGAUUUAGCCGCCUCAUCAUCAUCAUAUCCUACCUACCCUACCAUGUCAACUCAACCGGCACGCAACUUUGUACCAAAUCCCUCAAAUCCUCACUUUAUAGGAUCCGAUCCUCUGCAAUAUCGAAAUGAUUCACAAACACCGCAUAGACCUACUGCUCCAAAUCUUCCCCAGGAUAUCUUACAUAUAAUAGAGUCAGAUUUUACUAAUGCAGAUGGGACGACGAUUGACGAACGACGAGAAACAGAACUCAGUCGAAUCACCGAAGAGUUGAGGAUCAAAGUUCGACUUAGUCGAUAUCAACGUGCUAGAGAUGAGAUGUCAGGUAGUGAGACCGAGACUGAAAGUAAUUCGGAUGAAGUUCAAAUUCAAUCUCAUUUACGUCCUAGCAAUGGCGAAAAAGUUGAAGAUGAAGAAGAAAACCAAUUUAGUGAAACUGAUGAAUCAGAUGUGGAUGGAAGUGGAGACGAAGAAGCUGAACGGAUUAAGAAUAACAAAUUAUUGGAAACUAUCAAGGCAGAAAUUGACGAAAGCUGCGCUAUGGAUUCUAAGCCUGACAACACAAAUGAAUCUCUACCCCACAAUUCCGAGCCGAUAUCUUCUGAGACUCUUGAUUCAACUAAUCCGACUCCAACAUCGGUUCAGACACUACCGGAGGGCUCGGCUGUUUCAUGUGAGCAAGAUCCUCAUCUUGAUAGCACUAAGACUCCCGCGGUGUCAAAUCAGGCGGCAGCUUCCGAAUCAACUCAUCAAGAGGAAGUAUCACCAACACAUCCAGUUGACACAAAGGAUACUGCAAAGCCUACUACCGGUAAUAAAUCUCGUCGAAGAGCCCGCAAAAGGAAACCUAAGAACCGAACAACGGCAGAAGAUGACGAAUCUGAAUCUGGUUCUGGUUCAGAUGUCAAUGACAUGGACGUAGCUAUCAAGAUUGGUCCUACCACAGAACACGAAUUGAAAGACGUUCCAGCUGAAAUCAUUGAGCUACCAUUCGAUAAUGUACCUGAAAGCGAUUUGAAAGAUAUCAAAUCUUUUGGAGUGAUUGCCUCUCUGAUUGAUAACAUUGUUGUCAUCAAAGGAGAUAUCAAUAUGGGAUAUGAAACCGUUCUUGAUGAGGGUAGUAUGAUAUGUUGGAAGGAUGGCACUUUGAUAGGUAAAGUCUUUGAAACAUUCGGCGCUGUCACUGAACCACACUAUAGCAUUCGUCUUCCAAGUAAAUUGCAAGAGAUGUCUAAAAACCCUACUGAGAACAAACGUUUUUCGACCGAUACACCUGUUUACUUCGUUCCCUCUCAAACCAGCUUUUUAUUCACUUCUCAUAUCCAAGCGCAACCCAAAGGGACCGAUGCUAGUAACCUUUAUGACGAAGAAGUCACGAAUGUAGAUGAGAUUGAGUUUAGUGAUGAUGAAGCGGAAGCUGCAUAUGUUAGGUCUUGUAGAAAUGCUAGGAAGGCAGCCGCUAUGGAGAAGAGACAGCAGACCAAGCCGGGAGCCAACAAGGUUCAAUCGGGGCCAAGUUAUCUUCCAAACCCUGAUCUGUUGAUCUCAGCUGGUAAACAUAUGCUUGAUAAGCGACCAUCCGAUGUGUUGAAUUACAACGAUGAAGAUGGCGAUGGAGCUGACACAGAUUACUCGGUACUCGAGAGGCCUAAAGGCUUAGAUUUUAACAUGACAACACCGAGCAUUUCAGCAUCAGCAUCCAACAACAACAACCAGAACCGUAAUACUUCAGCUCGAUCAACCAACAAACGUGGGUCAGAUUCUCGAGGGAAUAACAGAUCCCAAGGCCCUUCACGAGGAAAGCCAAGGGGGAGUCGAGGUUCCAUGAAGGGUGGAAGGAAUAAUUCGUCUUCAGAUCAGCGCGAUACCCAUUCAAAACCACCUCAUAACAGUGGCCCUUCGAACUCCCAAUUUCCUUCACCCUCAAGAGCUGAUGUUAUACCGAGCUCAACACCAACUAACUGGUCUAACCCGAGCUCUUCAUCGACUCUCCCUAGCACAUCCUUCACUCCUUUUAUACACCCUCUUCCUGCAAAUCCCACCCAUGCAGUUCCACAAUACGUCCCUCAGGCCUUUGGUGGUUUUGGUGGUUAUAAUCCUAACCCUCCUGUUUAUAAUCCUUACAACUAUAACUUGGCCAACUCUUCAGGCACUGCGAGUCACAAUACCCCUUCAUAUGGAUUCGCACCAUCACUUCCUAACAUGUCAAGAAUACCAACAUGCCAAACAUAUCCUACCUUUCCUUCUCAGCCACAGCAACAGGGAUACACAGGUCAAACAGGGUUUCCUACGAUGUCUCCUAAUGGAUUUGCCAUCAAUGGAUAUCAACCUACUCAAUCUUCUUACUACCCUCCAUAUACUCCAAGUCCACUAUCCAUGGGAAGCGCUCAGUUUCAGCAGCAGCCGCAACAACAACAACGUUCAUUCAAUCCAGAUUCGUUGCCCAUUCAACAACCUUCAGUGAAUGGUAUACAUUAUAAUCCUCGUUUUUUUCCUCCUUCAAAUCAACCUCAUCUUCCACCUCACCCACAUCAAUAG
Molecule: messenger RNA, 2994 nt
Organism: Melampsora larici-populina 98AG31
Lineage: Eukaryota; Fungi; Basidiomycota; Pucciniomycetes; Pucciniales; Melampsoraceae
Exons: 4
Coding region: 1-2994 (997 amino acids)
Biological process (GO): box H/ACA snoRNP assembly; ribosome biogenesis; pseudouridine synthesis
Cellular component (GO): sno(s)RNA-containing ribonucleoprotein complex
Molecular function (GO): RNA binding
Source: RefSeq, a predicted model, not a curated record